AUGGAUCUCGACACCAUCCCCAACCUGCUAGCCGACCAGCGCGAUGCCGCCCCCGAAGAUGUCCAGCACUACUUUCUUCAAUUCGAGGAUCUAUGGGAGCGCAAGUUGUGGCACGAGCUUACCAACGACCUUGUUCUCUACUUCCACAACGACCAGAGCCAGAAGCAGCGCUUGCCUCUGUACAACAACUUCAUCAAGUCUUUCGCCGACAAGAUCAACCAACUGCAGCUUGUUACUCUCGGUCUGAGCACCGCUUCACAAUGCAAGGAUGAUAACGAGCGCUUCGAGUUCCUCACCACUCUCGCCUCGGGCGUAGACAAGCCCGCAUCACAAGACGCCUUCGUUUACGCAAAGACCGCCGUAGCGAACGUCAACUUGCGCCUGGAGAAGUACGACGAAGCUCGCAAGGACCUAGACCAGUGCGAGCAGAUUCUCGACACAUUCGACUCGGUUGAGUCCGUCGUCCACGCUUCCUUCUACCGCGUCAGCGCCGACUACCACCAAGCCAAGCACGAGUUCGCCGCCUACUACCGUACUACUCUCCUCUACCUCGCAUGUAUCGACCUCGAAUCUCUCUCCCUUGAAGAUCGCCAACGUAUCGCAUACGACCUCUCGAUCGCUGCUCUGGUCUCGGACUCAAUCUACAACUUCGGUGAACUUCUUCUCCACCCUAUCCUCGACACACUCCAGAAGACCCAGCACGCCUGGUUGCGUGAUCUUAUCAUCGCCUUCAACAAGGGUGAUCUGGGCGCCUACGACGUCCUGGCUGCACACAUGGGCAAGAACGACCUGCUUAAGGAGCACCAGAACUUCUUGUACCAAAAGAUCAGCUUGUCCGCUCUGACCGAGACCGUCUUCCGCCGCCCACCCCACGACCGCGCCAUGACAUUCACCGAGAUCGCUCAGCAGACAAAGGUCCAACCGAACGAGAUCGAGCACUUGAUCAUGAAGGCACUCAGUCUGGGUCUUGUGCGUGGAACCAUCGAUCAGGUUGCAGAGGUUGCCAGGAUAACAUGGGUCCAGCCCAAGGUGUUGGACAAGGGUCAGAUUGUCAACAUGCGCGAAAGACUGCGUGCUUGGGAUGACGGUGUCAACAAGCUCGGCAACUGGAUCGAGAGUUCAGGCCAGGAGAUCUGGGCCGCAUGA
Messenger RNA from Aureobasidium namibiae CBS 147.97, 1146 nucleotides. RefSeq lists its product as uncharacterized. NCBI's taxonomy places the organism in Eukaryota, Fungi, Ascomycota, Dothideomycetes, Dothideales, Saccotheciaceae. The record is from RefSeq and is a predicted model, not a curated record. Gene Ontology annotation, cellular component: cytosol; nucleus; proteasome regulatory particle, lid subcomplex. The transcript has 2 exons. Bases 1 to 1146 code for a protein of 381 amino acids. Gene Ontology annotation, biological process: ubiquitin-dependent protein catabolic process. Gene Ontology annotation, molecular function: structural molecule activity.